AUGCCCUCUGCCCUCUUCCGCGCGCCGUGGCGCCCUUGGCCGACUUGCGGAACUUGCGGCGUGAAGGCCGCCCUGGGUCUCCGGCGACGAGGCCCGCGGCUCCCGGCGACUUCUGGGCCCUCGCUGGGCCCCGGAGCCGCGGCCGCCGCCCUCGCCGCGAACUUCUGGCGCCGCCGGCGGCGGUCCGCCGCGCCGCUGCGCUCGUGCGCCACGAGCGCCGCGACGAGUGCGACGAGCGCCGUGGCCACGGACAAUGGUGUGAUUCACAAGUGGCCCAAGAAGGAGAUCCGAGGCUUGGUGGAGGAGCUAAAGAGCUCUGAGCCCAUUCUCAAGAAGUACUUGGAGUACGCGGGCGAUCCGUGGACCACCGACUACGCGGAGCUGCGCCCGCUCAUGGAGGUGCAUUUCGACGAGAUCUCCCAUGGCUCCGUCCAGGAGUUGGACUCCUGGCGGGAGAGGGGCGAGCUGACCGCAGUCAGCUACCACAUCCAGCAGCUGAAGCGCGGCCGCUUCUUCGCGCUGGUGGCCUGCGACGUGCACGAGUGCGGCUUCGUGGCGGGCGCCGGCCUGGCGGCGGCGCGGGAGGACGCCAAGCAGCUGGCGGCGCAGCAAGCGCUGGCGCGGCUCUUCUUUCCCUCAGAGCCGGUGGAGGAGAUCCAGCGCUGCGCCGACCGAGUGCGGCACCACGAGCAGCACUCGGGCGCCCGGAUCCCGGCCAUCCAGGCGGCGGAGACGCUGACGGCGCUGGAGGGGAAGCUGGAGGAGGUGCACGUGAGCGCCUUCCAGCCCUGCGGCAAGGCCUGGCAGGCCGCCAUCGCCUGCCGCUGCUUCGAGGUCCAGGUGGUGGGCCCUUCCGCGGACUACGACCGCGACACCGCCAUAGCGCUGGCCGGGGAGAUCUUCAUGAGCCGCCUGCGGUGGUACAUGCGGGUGCCUGCCGGAGACCCCCACGAGCCUGACAUGUGGGCGCAGACCUGGGACCAGAGGCGCCAAAGUUUGGGCAAGCCUUGGAGCGGCAAGAGCAGCGUGCUGCAGCACGAGGUGCUGCGCCUGCCGAGUUUGGGCGGCGGUCGCCGCCAGGAGGAGGCCCUGCGGAAGCUGCUUCCCUCCGAGGCGGCGGUGAAGUCCUGGCGAAGGCGCUUGGAGGACCUGCAGCGGGACCGUUGCCGGCGCCUGGACGCCGCGGCGAAGGAGAAGAAGUCGGAGGCGGAGGUGGUGCCUUUGCACUUUGCGAUUUCGGAGGCCGACCCCCGGCGGCCGCAGCUGAGGGGCGCGCUGCCCAUCGAGCAGAUCCGACAAAGCCUCGGCCAGGUGCUCGAGUCUCAGCAGAUCUUGGUGAUCUCUGGAGGCACCGGCAGUGGGAAGACCACCCAGCUGCCCCAGUUCCUGCUGGACGACUGGCCGGCGUCGUCACCGAAACACCCGCGGAUCGUGGUGACGCAGCCCCGGCGCAUCGCGGCCAUCUCCGUGGCGGAGCGGGUGGCCUGGGAGCGGCGCCAGCACCUGGGGCACCAGGUGGGCUACGCGGUGCACGGCAACGCCGUGAAGCCGCUGGAGAGCGAGGGCUCCAUCGAGUUUGUCACGGUGGGCACGCUGCUGCGGCGGGCCGUGGGCGACAUGUGCCUGCAGCAGUGCGACUGCGUCAUCGUGGACGAGGUGCACGAGCGCGACAUGCUCACGGACGACUUCCUGCUGAUCCUGCUGCGGGAGGUGUUGCAGGUGAGGCCAGACCUGCGGUUGGUCCUGAUGAGCGCCACGCUGGACGUGCAGGCCUUCACCGAAUAUUUCGAUCAGUGCCCGGUGCUGGAGGUGCAGUCGGAGAGCCUUUAUCCGGUGGAGGAGGCCUACUUGGAGGACCAGUUCUUCGCCAACUUCACGUUCACCCAGGCGCUGCUCAGCCUUGAGGAGCAGGCCCGAAGCGCGAAGGCGAAGGAGGAGGGCGCUUGGGAUGGCUACGACGUCGGAGAGAUGGAUAAGCUUUUGGACGUCGUGGACAGCGCGCUCUGCGCUGUGGUGGACGAGCUCCAGGACGAUUCGCGGAGCUCCAGGGGCUCGGUGCUUUGCUUUUUGCCCGGCUGGUCGGAAAUCCGGCAGCUGGAGGAGCGGCUGCAGAAGGGCGACAAAGCGAAGCAGAUCUGGACGGUGCCCUUGCACUCCACGCUGCCAAAGGAGCGCCAGCAGCGGGUUUUCCAGAAGCCGCCCAAGGGCAAGGUGAAGGUAAUUCUUGGCACCAACAUCGCGGAGAGCUCUGUGACGAUCGAUGACGUGGAGGUGGUCAUCGACUCGGGCCUGCACCGCGAGCUCACCUACGACCCCAAGCGCCGGAUGUCCUCCUUGGACACCGAAGUCUGGAUCUCCCAAUCCUCCGCGGUGCAGCGCCGGGGCCGCGCGGGCCGGGUGCGCGCGGGCCGGGUCUUGCGGCUCUACAGCCGGGAUCAGCUGCAGGCCUUCCCGGAGCAGCCCAGCCCCGAGAUGCAGCGCUGCGACCUGGCGCAGAGCUGCUUGCAGGCGGUGGCCCUGGGCCGCGACCCCAGGAAGUUCCUGGCAGACGCCAUCGACGCGCCGUCCGUGAACGCCGUGGAGAUGGCUAUGGAUCAGCUGGCGGCGAUCAAGGCCAUCCGCCUGGACGAAGACCCCGAGGUGUGCCCGGUGCUGCUGGUGGUGGGGGAGGUCCUGGCACGGCUGCCCUUGGAGCCCCUGCUGGGCCGCGCGGCGAUGCUGGGCUGCAUCCUGGAGGUGCCCGAGGCCGGCGCCGCGCUGCUGGUGGCGGCGGGGGGUCGGUCCCCCUUCGUGGGCAGCCGCGGGGAGCUGGUGGAAGCACAGAAGGCCUUCUGCAGUUGGUCCGACCCCUUGGCCGCCGCCAAGGCGAUGGCCGAGUGGGAGGCGCUGUCAGCAGAGGCGACGGAGGAGUGGGCGGCGGCCCGGCGAUUGAGCGCCAGCCGACUCAGCGGCUUGGUGCGGGACAAGGCAUACCUCCUCCGCGACUUGCGGCGCGCCGGGCUGCUGCGUGGCUCGGAGGGCGCAGCUGCGGAGAGUGCGGAGGUGCUGGAGACGCGCGGGGAGUUGGAGGAGACGCUCCUGGAGGUGGAGCAGGACGAGGACUCCUCCGGCGACAAGGCUCCAACCAGCGACGCGCUGCUGGCGACGAUGCUCUGCAGCGCCUACCCCGCCAACAUCGCCAAGCUCGACCGGAGAACUCCUUCCACUUGA
Molecule: messenger RNA, 3210 nt
Organism: Effrenium voratum
Lineage: Eukaryota; Dinophyceae; Suessiales; Symbiodiniaceae
Source: the annotation of a GenBank genome assembly